Molecule: messenger RNA, 747 nt
Organism: Asparagus officinalis (garden asparagus)
Lineage: Eukaryota; Viridiplantae; Streptophyta; Magnoliopsida; Asparagales; Asparagaceae
Product: protopine 6-monooxygenase-like
Exons: 1
Coding region: 1-612 (203 amino acids)
Biological process (GO): defense response to other organism
Molecular function (GO): iron ion binding; oxidoreductase activity, acting on paired donors, with incorporation or reduction of molecular oxygen; monooxygenase activity
Source: RefSeq, a predicted model, not a curated record
AUGAUAAGUGGGGGCGCUGACAACGUAACAAACUCUCUGAUACUCACCCUAGCAGCCCUUCUGGACAACACACACGUCUUAGAAAAAGUCCAAGAGGAACUGGACACAGUUGUAGGCAGGAACAGUCUUGUUAAAGAAUCUGACAUAAAGAACCUAGUGUACUUUCAGGCAGUCAUCAAGGAGACAUUCCGAUUGUAUCCAUCAUCGAAAACAAACUUGCCACAUGAGGCUGUAGAAGACUGCCAAAUCCAGGGCUACCAUGUCCCAGCAGGAACCCAACUACUUGUGAACAUUUGGAAUUUGCAAAGAGACCCACGUGUCUGGACAGACCCAUAUGAGUUCAAGCCAGAGAGAUUUUUGACAAAGAGCCCACUUGAUGUGAGAGGCCAGCACUUUGAGCUGAUUCCAUUUGGGUCUGGCAGGAGAGCAUGCCCGGGGAUAUCAUUUUCACUGCAAGUGAUGCACCUUACACUUGCUCGUUUGAUUCAAGCAUUUGAACUGCGAGCGACAGGUCAUGCCCCUAGUGACCGUUAUUUAGCCGCAGAUAUUCCCAAUCUCUCCUCAUUAGAAAUCAUUCUCGCACCAAGAUUAUCCCCAGGUCCCUUUAUAUGAUGGUAACAUUAAGUAUAAUGUGCAGGUAUUGGCAAUAGAGUUGCCAAUGAAUUGCUAGUAACCAAAGAUAAUUAUGGUGCUUUAAUGGAUGUAGGCAUGCAUCUACCUGUAUUAAUCACUCAGAUAAUAGUUAUU